GUAUCAUUGUAAUAUCUGUGGUAAAUCAUUCUCUCAAGAUGGCAACUUAAUGAAACACAAAUAUAUUCAUACAGGAGAGAAACCAUAUCACUGUGACAUUUGUGGUAAAUCAUUCUCUGAAAGUAGUAAAUUAUCUAGACACAAAUCUAUUCACACAGGAGAGAAACCAUAUAAUUGUGAUAUCUGUGGUAAAUCAUUCUCUCAAAGUAAUACAUUAACAAAACAUAAGCGUAUUCACACAGGGGAGAAACCAUAUCAUUGUGAUAUCUGUGGUAAAUCAUUCCCUGUAAGUAGUACAUUAAUUAGACACAAAUCUGUUCAUACAGCAGAAAGACCAUAUGACUGUGAUAUUUGUGGUAAAUCAUUCUCUGAAAGUCGUACAUUAUUUAGACACAGACGUAUUCAUACAGGAGAGAAACCGUAUCAUUGUGAUAUCUGUGGUAAAUCAUUCUCUGAAAGUGGUACUUUGACUAGACACAAAUCUGUUCAUGUGGAAGAUAAGCUGUUUAAAUGUAAUAUCUGUGGUAAAUCAUUCUCUGAAGGUUGUGCAUUAACAAGACACAGACGUAUUCAUACGGGAGAGAAGCCAUAUCAUUGUGAUAUCUGUGGUAAAUCAUUCUCUGAAAGCGGUACUUUGACUAGACACAAAUCUGUUCAUUUGGGAGAGAAACUGUAUCGCUGUGAGAUCUGUGGUAAAUCAUUUUCUGAAAGUAGUACAUUAACUAGACACAGACGUAUUCAUACAGGAGAGAAACCAUAUCACUGUGAUAUCUGUGGUAAAUCAUUCUCUGAAAGUGGUACUUUGACUAGACACAAAUCUAUUCAUACAGGAGAAAAACCAUAUCACUGUGAUAUUUGUAGUAAAUCAUUUGCUGACAAUGGUGGCUUAGCAAAGCACAGACGUAGUCAUACAGGAGAAAAACCGUAUCACUGUGAUAUCUGUGGUAAAUCAUUCGCUCAGAGUUGGUACUUACCAAAACAUAAAUAUAUUCAUACAGGGAAGAAAGGGAAAAUGUAGUUUCUUGUUUUGCAAUAUAUUUUUAAUAUUCCUUUGAUUUAUGCAAUUGAAAUUAAAGUGUUUCCAAGACUUUUA
Molecule: messenger RNA, 1093 nt
Organism: Octopus sinensis (East Asian common octopus)
Lineage: Eukaryota; Metazoa; Mollusca; Cephalopoda; Octopoda; Octopodidae
Product: zinc finger protein 98-like
Exons: 2
Coding region: 50-1018 (322 amino acids)
Biological process (GO): regulation of transcription by RNA polymerase II
Cellular component (GO): nucleus
Molecular function (GO): DNA-binding transcription factor activity, RNA polymerase II-specific; RNA polymerase II transcription regulatory region sequence-specific DNA binding
Source: RefSeq, a predicted model, not a curated record